Molecule: messenger RNA, 1245 nt
Organism: Parastagonospora nodorum SN15
Lineage: Eukaryota; Fungi; Ascomycota; Dothideomycetes; Pleosporales; Phaeosphaeriaceae
Exons: 2
Coding region: 1-1245 (414 amino acids)
Source: RefSeq, a predicted model, not a curated record
AUGUCAUUGGAGGCUCGGAAUAAGGACCAAAUCGUCUCAAAAGAAUACCUCAGAACUUUCGGUGGCGACAUUACCGACUGCCCGAUUCUGAUGGUACCGCAGAUCUGGCUCUGGAGGAUGGACGAUGUAUUGUUGAGCGCAUUUUCAGAGAUCACUAAACUUCUCGACGAACAUACUGUUACCGAUCAUGGAUCCCUCAUAUCUGAUAUAUCAAUCAAUGCCCAAAUCGGCGUCUUGCUUGCUGCGUCCGUCAAGAUAUUUGGCAGGGAUAGUCAAUUGGAAGGGAAAAUGUUCAAACCGCCUCUGGACAUGUUUGAGGCUGCAUUGACAUCGACAUUGUCAGCUGUUCACAACUAUCUAGAGGCAGAUCGAACUAAACUCAAGACCAAGGAACAGAAAACGAAGGAGCUUGAAUUCAUUCAUCAAAUCUCGGAUGUUCACUGCGAGCUCGACAUGAUUCAAUCAGUCCUCAAUCAGCAGAAGGAUGUCAUGGACAAGUUCCUCGCAGACACAAAGGCAGCGCGGGAUGCAGCGGAGAAUUCACCGUUGGAUCUCUGGGACAUUAGGGCAUGGAAAGAAGUGGUACAAGCACGGCAAACUCUGGACCAGUACACCAAUCGAAUUAGCAAAAUACACAAAGACGCAGAUCGUGCGGAAAAGGCCAUCGACUCUUUUCUCAACCUUCAACGCACCUACGCCAACAUUGAAGACACACAGAACAACAUGCUCGUCGGCCUCGCCGCCCUCGCAUUUGCCAUCGUCACCGUCAUAUUCACUCCUCUGAGCUUCAUGACGAGUCUCUUCGCACUUCCCGUGCGAGAAAUUCUGCAACACCAGAAGAUAAUCGAAACCCCUUCAAGUCUGCCGCAAGCACAAUCACAAGCAUUCGAAUUCAAGUACAUUGGCGGAUAUAUAGGCUUCCUGUAUCUUCGCUGGACUGGCCACUUCGGGCGACGACACAGCCAAACGGAGCCGAAGAAGGAUGAUGCUAUGGAGACAAGUGAUACGGACCCGAAAGAAAGCGACCACCAGAAGACGAAGCCGUGGAUAUCGUUACAGGAAGGCUUGCGACGUCGCUGGAACGUCCUGACACGCCGCAAAAUACGUGCACAAGCACCGGGAGAAGAUACUGGUACCAGCACAGGUGUGAGGGACUCAGAUGAAGAUGAGGCUUCCAACGUCACUCCCCAAGCCAGCGAUGUGGAGGGCAGCAAAACUCGGAAGAAAGACACGAGUAUUGUGUAA